Hirundo rustica (Barn swallow) is the source of this 1125-nucleotide messenger RNA. RefSeq names its product chromosome 2 C3orf85 homolog (gene C2H3orf85). Lineage: Eukaryota; Metazoa; Chordata; Aves; Passeriformes; Hirundinidae. The transcript has 4 exons. The record is from RefSeq and is a predicted model, not a curated record. Bases 54 to 440 code for a protein of 128 amino acids.
ACCCCUGUGUUACCAUCAGAACAGCACCAAUUGAAGAUAAUUAACUGGAAAUCAUGGCAGCAGGGACAGACAGGAGAAUGGGUGUCCUUGGAGCACCCUUUCUGGCAGAGGAAUCAGCAACUCAGUUCAUACGGCUCAAACGACACAUACCGUAUUCUCCGAGCUACUGGGACUCAAGCAGCAGCCAGAACACGUGGGGAAACACUCUGGCUGAACAGAUCAGUGAAUCAUGGGCAGCUUUGAGAGAAACAGCACAAUACUACAUGGACUUGGACCCUUUUGCCUUCAAUCCCUCUACAGCCAUCAUCAACAUCAGAUCCUACAUGGAGCUACUACAGCUGUCUGGGACCCACCUCCAGCAACAAGCAUUAAAUCCUACACAUCUUGUAUCUGGCUGUGUUAGGAUGUGGCAUGUUAUGUAUUUGCCAUUAUGUAUUUGAUAAGAUGACUUUAUCUCAUCCCACUUGGGUCUAAACCCAAAAUUAAUACACUAAUUCUCUGCAUAAAUACUGCAUAUUUUAUAUUCAUAAGUAGAGCUGAGAUGUAGGUCAUGGUAAAUUGAAUAAAAAGUUGAAGAAAACCAACCAUGAACUUUUAGCAGGUUAGGUUUAUAAAUGCCUAGUGUUUCAGGUAAAACAUUCUUUUGACUAAAGAAUUGUUUGAAGGUGUAUGUUCCUGCUUCUGUGACUGAAAACCAUAUUUUUAUUUCUCAGUAUUUUCCUUUAGCUACAUUUUUGAGAGAUGAGUAAGAAAUGAAAAUUGGUCACUUUGGAUAGGGGAGAGAAGUAGAGCACAAUUGAUUCAGGUAUACUUCUGCAGUUCAAGUGCAUUUCCAUUUUUUCAAGCACUAGGAGGAGGUGUUGUAGUACACAUCCAUUCAUGUCAAUGCUUCUCUUUCCUUAUUUAAUCUUCUGUGUUUGGUCUUGAAUGCCAAAACCAGCUGAACCCACAGCUACUACCAUGCGUAGUUUUUUCUUACAUCACAGAGAUAGGAAAUGGUGGAAGCAUUCACAUCUUCUUUUCUAAAAAGAAAAUGGUGGUGUCAAAUGUUCUUUAUGCCACAUUCUUGAGCUUGGAAGUUUCCUGGUUCCUAUUCAUUAAUGUACCUUAUUUCAGAACAUCUUU